AUGCGGGCCAAAUCAGAUAAAAAUAAAUUGGAAAAUGUUUGUUCUGUUCCAACACCUGUUCCUUUGCUGACGACACGUUUAACAAACGAGGAUACCAGCGACAAUACACCUGGUAUAGAUCAAGCCUCUUUUUCGCCAUCUUCAAGCUCUUCAAUGGCGUCGGAGAACACGAGCACACUCAGCAAGAGUUACCAAAAUAUGUGUACACCAAAUUCUAAAACUUCAAUCAAUGACAGAGACGUCUUAGGAGUACUAGAAAUGGAACUUCAUUUCAGCGCCGUACAUCCGCAAACAGAACCCGAUUAUAUUAGCAUUCCAACGAACUCCGCUGCCAUACAAGCAUUUCAAGCAGCUAUAGCAGCAGCCACGGCAGCAGCUUCUGCAGUUACUGCUACUCGUAGUAGUGGUAAUAAUAAAUGGAAUGAUAAUGAUAUUAUCGAUGAUAGUCAUACUUUAAUUACAAGUGGGCGACUAUGUUCUCUAGAUGAUGAAGACGUUGAUAAAACUACUGAUAAACAAGAGAUAAUAUCAUUGCAAAGCACAACUACAAUCGCUGCUCGGCCCACAACGUCAAACACAGAGGCAAAAUCGAAUAAACCUGAAAUAGAAAUUAAUAACACUUUAAGGAAUGAGCUUGGAAAUAUAGCUGAAAACGAAAUAGAGGGAAAUAAGAUAGAACUGAGAGACAAUGAAUCGUUGGAAGGUAGAAUGCAACCUGCUUUACAAUCAUACAUGGCUGUACAAUGUCCACUCUGCACAGAAGUUUUCGAUUGUAAAGAAAGCCUGGAGUUACAUUUGAUGAAUAUACACAGUGUAAAUCGUGAUGGUUUAGCGCGUCUUCUACAGCUAGUAGACACCAGCGUUUGGCGCCACUUAAACACUUCAAACGCAAUACCAGCUCCAACUACAGCUAUUGCCGACGGAAUAGAAGCCAAACAGCAAUCAAUUAAACUGACACCACCCACCAGUGAUACCAACGUGAAUGACACUACAAAGUUAGGGUCGUCGCUAAUAGAAAUCUCAGAUGAAGCACCAUUCAAUCCCGAUUCUCCUUCGCAUACCUUACCAUUCGGUGCAAAUUUUAUGGAUACCGGAGUCAGUAAUGAAUUAUCAUGCGAGCAAUGUUGUACACAAUUCAAAUAUGAACAACAAUUGCUGCAACAUGCCAAAGAGAUGCAACAUUUUAUAACCUUGCCAAAUGGUGAUCACCGUUGUUUGGCUGCUGCCCAUCCUAGCCGACCGUGCUGUUUGAUAUUUCCCACACAAGCUACAAUGAUCACUCAUUAUAAAAAUACACACGUUAGUUUAGUUAUAUCCGAGCGACAUGUGUACAAAUAUCGCUGCAAGCAAUGUUCUCUCGCUUUUAAAACUCAAGAAAAACUCACCACCCACUUAUUGUAUCACACUAUGCGAGACGCAACCAAAUGUACUCAGUGUCAACGGAAUUUUCGCAGUAUCCAAGCACUUCAAAAACACACCGAACAAACACAUCAUAACAACAGCGAACAACCAGAACCAAGUAUUAGUCCAACUAUAGUAUUAAGCUGCAGCAGCCUUGAAUCGCCAACCGAUACUGAUUUAAUAUCAGAUAAUGUAACAAAAACUAAAGAAGCGUAUGUUUGUACAUCGCCACCUGCAAAAUUGUUUAGCAAGGAAAAAAUAGUGCAUGAACCACAAGUAGCAUCUUCUCCAUUGCCAACUCACAUCUUGCAAGAUGAACAACAGCUGCAGCACCAACAACAGCAACAUUUCGCUGCAAUCACUGCCGCUCUUUUAAAUCAUCCAGCCUCGCAAAAUUGUAGCGGUCACGAAUUAACUAAGACUAAUAGUAUUUUGACACCAGCAAGUUUGUUGCAACAUCUAAAAAUGAAACCCAUCGGGUCGCUAUUAGCUCAAAAAUAUUUGCAGCAGCAACAGCAAAGUUUGCAAAAUAUUCAUCAGUUACCACAGAAUACAGCCGCUGAAUCUGCCACUGGCUUACAACUUAACCCUGUUGAGAUGCUUAAUCUGAUGCAGUUCCACCAUAUAAUGUCAAUGAAUUUUAUGAAUCUGGCACCACCGCUUAUUUUUGGAGUCGGAACUAAUGCUGGCGUAAGAGGUAGCUUUGAUUUGCUAACACCCGCGCACACAUCUAAAGUUGCUCAAAAUACCUGUCCCAAUGCUCUUAUGAGUGAAAACGAUAUGACAAUAUCGAGUACACCGGGGCCUGUGGGACCUGAUAUGAUUGGUACAUUGCAACAGCAACUCCAACCUCAACAGCCUGCAGCACCAAGUACUUCACAGCAGAUGACAAGUAAUCAAAAACGAGCACGAACGCGCAUCACGGAUGAGCAGCUAAAAAUCUUACGUGCCCAUUUUGACAUUAAUAACUCACCUAGCGAAGAAAGCAUAAUGGAAAUGUCACAAAAGGCUAACUUGCCUAUGAAGGUUGUCAAACAUUGGUUUCGAAACACUCUAUUUAAGGAACGUCAAAGAAACAAGGAUUCACCGUACAACUUCAGUAAUCCACCAUCCACUACAUUAAAUUUGGAAGAAUAUGAACGUACUGGCCAAGCUAAAGUCACGGCACUAAAUGAGGACCUGCAUAUGGAUUCGUUAAAACUCACACAUGAGCAGCAGAAGGACAAAAAAAAUCAGCUUACCGAAAAUAUAAUCCAGGAAUCUUCAAAUGAAAUAAAAGCGUUGCCUGAAAAAAACACAAGGGCGGAGUCGCCGGUAUUGAUGGAUAUUAAAUCUGAGCCUUACGACGACAGUGCUCAGCCACAUCCAACAUCAGCGAGUCCACGAUAUCAGCGGCAAGAAGAAGAAGAAAACCAACAGCAGCAGCAGCACCGGAAUGAGAAAGAUAAAUAUUUGUUGAACACCGCAUCAGCAUUAUUGUUGCAUCAGCGACAGCAAUGUUUACCCACAUUGAAUGAACAUCAAGUUGCUGACAUGCAGGAGCAAGCUUCUGUUGGCGUUGCUGUAGUCUCUAUGUUACAACAGCAACAACAGCAUUUGCACGAGCAACCGAAUCAAAGCAUACAUCAUCAACAGCAUAUCAACCUUUAUAACUACGAAACGAAAUCAGAAAGUGGCAGUUCUGAUAUUCUCUCCAGACCGCAGUCACCAAGCAAUUCAUCAUCUGUUGUCCCCAUGUCCUACACAAGCAUAAAUGAGUUAGUGAAUCAACAAUUGGACAACUUGCCACUGAGUCAAAAUCUUUCCAGUAUAAAUGUUGCUAACAUGCAUGGCAAUAACAUGGGUCCACCGAAAAAUUUUCAAAGUAGCAAAUCUUUCGACAAGAAUUCGCCAUCUUCACAGUUUGACACAAAUUCGAACUCGUCGAAUGCAUCAUCAACAUCCAGCGGGAAACGAGCGAACCGUACACGUUUUACGGACUAUCAAAUCAAGGUACUACAGGAAUUCUUUGAGAAUAACUCUUAUCCAAAGGAUAGUGAUUUGGAGUAUUUAAGCAAGCUAUUGCUGCUUUCUCCACGGGUUAUUGUUGUAUGGUUUCAGAAUGCUCGUCAAAAGCAGCGUAAAAUAUAUGAAAAUCAACCAAACAAUUCGCUAUAUGAAACUGAGGAGAAAAAGCAUAAUAUCAACUACGCUUGCAAGAAGUGUAAUUUGGCAUUUCAACGUUACUAUGAAUUGAUACGUCACCAAAAGAAUCAUUGCUUCAAAGAAGAAAACAAUAAAAAAUCGGCCAAAGCACAAAUAGCUGCAGCACAAAUCGCUCAAAAUCUUAGUUCCGAAGAUUCCAAUUCAUCGAUAGACAUAAAUAGUGGUAGUGGGUUACUGCAACAGCAUUCAAUGAAUGCAGGAACAGCUGGUAUAACUGUUAAUACCGCUAGCAUUUCCAGUAUUUCUCCCGGUACUUCUGGUGGUGGGUUAAACGCUCUACACAAUUCAUCGUCACAAAAUUUUUUUGGGAAAUCGUCAUUGUCUGUGACUGAUCUCAGUCCGUCUACUACGCCUACACCACCAAAAAUGCAACGCGAAUGUAAUGAUAGCGUAGAAUUAACAACGCAAACGCAAGCAAACAAAUCCAAAUUUGAAUGCGAUAAAUGUAAACUGCAUUUCAGCUAUUAUGAGCAUUUUCGAGAACAUCAACUGCUACAUUUAAUGAAUCCUGGCCUUUUUGCCACACAGUUUGGAAAUAUACCGGAAGCUUACGGUUCGUUCGGCAGUAUUUUACAGAGUAUACAUCAAGUGGCAGCCAACUCUACGCAGCUGCAGCAACGGCAUAUGGUACGGCAGCAGGAGGCGUCACAACCACCUGCAAAGAAACGUAAAACUUCUGAAACAUCUGCUAUUGCGGACGAUCUGUCGACGAUUUGCGGCACCAGUGGCAUCGACAACAGCAACGCUUUCUUUUCUCCUCCUAUGUCAAGUAGCAGAAAAUAUAAAUUUUUGCAUCAGUAUUUUAUGCAAAACGAAGGCAAUAAUGAAGCUAAGCAGCAAUUUCAAACGCAACUACAACAACAAUCAUUAGAACCAGAAUUUGAAAUGGAGUUUUUGGCAAAUUUUUAUUAUCAAACAGAGAUACGUAAACGAAGUAAUUACAAUUUUUUAUAUCAAUACUAUCAAAAAAAUGAAGGAAAUUCGUUGACCGACGCAUUACAACCUCGUACAGUUGGUUGUGGUGCUGAUAAUAAACCGCAUAUAGAUUUUCUACUGCAAUACUAUCAAUUGAAUGAAUCAAAAAAGUUUUUUCAGUUAGAUGCCUCGAAUCAACAAGUAAAUGACGACACGCCAGCGUCGCCAACAUCGACAUCACAAUACCAACCUUCAAAUAACGUAAUAUCGAGUAGUGAAAUUAUAGCCACCUCCAUGUCAAAUAUGAAAUUAACGAAAAACCCUCUGAAUGAGCAGAAUAGCAGCGUUAUUAAGCUUUCGGACUGUAUUGAAGGCAGUAUUGAAAAUGAGACAAAUAACAAUGAUUGUGAUAUAAAUGUUGACGACGCUGAAGCAAAUUCUGUUACCGACACCGAUUGUAUUGAUGACAAUAAUAAAAAAUUUGAAAAGCAAAUUAGCCGCAAACGCCCAACUCAUGUAACAAAAACCAAUAAUGUAAAAACAAAUAAUGAGGAUGAUGAGUAUGAGGCUUCGACUUCGUCUGUGGCUAUCAUAAAGGAUAUGCCGAAGGAUGUUUGUCAACAAGAGCUCACAGAUUUUACCAAAACGAUUAACGCAUUUGGAAAGAAUUCAAAAUAUAUUCAGACUAAGCGAAAAUUUUUACAUCAAGCACAGUUGUUAAACAAAUCAAAAGCCAAAAAAUCAACUUGCAAUACCGAAGGAUCAUAUACACAAAAUAUGAAAGAAGUUCUUGUUGUCAACCAAACAACAACCGAAACCACAUCGCAUUCCAUUGAACAAGCAUUUAUAUAUCGCAGUUGUAACGACGAUGUAGCAGCGACAAAAUUGGCUGCAGUUUUUGACAAUGUUGAAAGGGUGGAAAUUUCUAAUUCUGCAACUACAAAACCAGCUACUCGUAUUGCUGAAAGGCAACAAAGUAAGCGCUUACGCACUACAAUACUGCCUGAACAAUUGAAUUUUUUAUAUGAAUGCUAUCAAACUGAAUCUAAUCCGAGUCGAAAAAUGCUCGAGGAAAUAGCUAAAAAAGUGAACCUUAAGAAGCGUGUAGUACAAUAAUGUAUUAUGUUCCAGUUGAUGAAGUGCUUUGCUAACCUAAUCCUUAGGAAAAUUAUGUUGUUGUGUAAAUUUUUUGCUGUAGUACGAAAAUAUACUCGAUGGACUAACUUUUAAGGUAAAGAUUUCAAAAAAGUGUACCUUCUUCGGCCAAGCCGAAGCAUACCUCUAAUAAAUUUAACGUUUGUUUUCAUUUAAAUAGUUGCUUAAGAUCUAGGUAACUAUUCAGGACAGCGGCUUUUGCGUUGCAAUAGUUUUAUUAUGUUGUUGUUGGUGGUGUUGUAGCGGUUUGCCAACCCCGCUUAGGUAAGGUUAGGAAAUGAGCUGUUUCGACGGGAUCGGACCAAAGGGAGAGGGGGGUUAAGUAAGGAGGCAUGUGGACAGGUGGCGAAUGUCAUGCGGAGACUCUCCACAUGCAGGGCAUACUUUGGAUAUGCUGGGGUCGAAUCUG
Ceratitis capitata (Mediterranean fruit fly) is the source of this 6085-nucleotide messenger RNA. Its product is annotated as zinc finger protein 2. Lineage: Eukaryota; Metazoa; Arthropoda; Insecta; Diptera; Tephritidae. The record is from RefSeq and is a predicted model, not a curated record. The transcript has 9 exons. Bases 1 to 5637 code for a protein of 1878 amino acids. Gene Ontology annotation, cellular component: nucleus. Gene Ontology annotation, biological process: regulation of transcription by RNA polymerase II. Gene Ontology annotation, molecular function: DNA-binding transcription factor activity, RNA polymerase II-specific; RNA polymerase II cis-regulatory region sequence-specific DNA binding.